Messenger RNA from Kwoniella botswanensis, 1737 nucleotides. RefSeq lists its product as uncharacterized. The record is from RefSeq and is a predicted model, not a curated record. Gene Ontology annotation, molecular function: DNA-binding transcription factor activity; sequence-specific DNA binding. Lineage: Eukaryota; Fungi; Basidiomycota; Tremellomycetes; Tremellales; Cryptococcaceae. The transcript is spliced from 6 exons. The coding region runs from base 1 to 1737 and encodes 578 amino acids. Gene Ontology annotation, biological process: regulation of DNA-templated transcription.
AUGCCGGAGACACAAAGACAACAUUACGAAACUUCACCAGAUCGUAUGGUAGGUAAAUAUUCAGCUAUAAAUGGGGGAUCGAAGCCGCCGAAUUUCUUGCAAAAGCUGUACGACUUCCUGUCGCUUGAACCUCAUCCCUGUCCCGAUAUCAUCUACUGGGCAUCAGAUUCGAAGCAGUUGGUCAUCGCUCAACCAGAUAGACUCGCCAAAGAAGUCUUACCGAAAUUAUUCAAACAUGACAAGAUAGCUUCAUUCGGACGUCAGCUAAAUAUAUAUGGCUUCUCUCGUCUUUUCCCAGGAAGGCAAUUCAAGGAUUCCCAAGGGAAUAUAUCAGAUGCGAGUGUCUGGGCCCACCCCACACUCAACCGGUUAUCGACCCCUUCCGAGCUUCUUUCGAUCAAACGACGUGCUCCACCUAAGCUCAUCCGUACUCGACGACUAGCCAACGGUGAGAUAAUCAGGACGAAAGCCGGUCCAGGCGUUAUUGAAAAAGCCCGUCAGAUCAAAGAGGCAAUGAGCAUUUCCAAGAAUCGAGAAAGGUCUUCAUCAUCCUCACUUUGGAAUAAACAAAGUCAACCUCAAUCUCAAGGUCAUGAUGAUCAUGGUGAAAAUAUGAAUACGACUGAUCAAUCGAAUAUGAAUAUUAACCAUCAUGGGGUGAAAAGGAAUAUCACAUUAUUAUCUGACAUAACAGAAUAUUCUGAAAAUGACACUACUGGUAUUCCGAACGAUAACGGUAUUCAGAGUUCUGCUGAUACUACUACCACAAGCGGAUCAAUUUGGCCACACGUCGAUAUGAAUGGUUCAUCCAUCCAAUCGCCAGCCAGAGAAACCAGUUCAUUGCAUUCACAGAAACCUCUACCUAACCAUUUAUUGAUACUAGGUGAAAGACCAUAUUCUUCAUGUCCAGCUUCGAUCCAUACUUCUCCAACUCAUCGUCAUACUUCAUUACCUUUUGAAUCGACUUAUAGUCCUAGUCAGUUCAAUACAUUGACAUCUUCCAUCAACUCAUGUUCAGAUCCAGGACCUGUACCCGAUCUGAUGAUGAAGACCUACAAGCCUAACUUGACAAUUGAUACGAAUGCUGCUGCUUAUUAUGGAUAUACCAAUUCGCCAUUGAAUACUAAUGAAGCUUAUGGCCAACUUCAGUACCCAGCUCAACCAACUGCUAAUCUACCACCUAGGAUUGCCGCACCCGCUGCUCCCAUUCCACCUCAUCUGCUUCAGAAUAGGACAAGACAAAAUCAAUUUCAAGCUCAUGAUCAACAUCAAUCUCCAAAUUUCAGUAUCAAUACCAUGCCCCUGUCUGGAAUUACAUCAAGUGUGAUGCUCGAAAAUCAUAAUGUUGGGAUAUCAGACGAUACUCAUAACGAACUUCUAUCAAGUUGGGAUAAGAUGCAGUACACGUGGCCCAAGACCUGUCAACCUCAACCUCAACCUCAACCUAUGAUCAAACCGAUGAUCAUAGGUAAUGGGAAUGGGACGAUCGAUCCAAGAUGGGUAAGUCCAGUAGGCAGUGAAUGGUCUACACCAAGUAUAACGAGGCUAUCAUCACCUUCAAAUUUAUCUUUAUCAUUGUCGUUCAAUGGGGGGUUAAGUAGUAGGAAUAAAUCGAACGAGACUUCAAUUCCGAUCCAAUCUUAUCCUCAAACAGAUCUGAAAGAAGAUAAAGAGGAGAAAGAUGAAGAAGGGAAAUCAAUUCCUCCUUUUGAUAACGGUAUGAAGUGGUUUGAAUGA